UCACCGCCGAGCCUAUUUGCAUAGAGCGACUUGUGACAGUCCCUGAUUUUUUACCCUGGGAUCUUCCUCCUUCCUCCUCUGUCUGAGUCUGAGCGAUACCUUGACUGGCCUUCCAAUGCAAGCAGGAGCAGCUCCCCAGAGCAGGCCUGAGGAGGUGGAUGAGAACUUGCAUCACUGGAUCCAACCCACACCUUCACACAAGAGCCAUGCCAGUGAGAAACCGCAGCAGCACAGUGGUGCAGGAGAGGCUGAAGUCGGGCUCUGGCACCGUGGCCCAGCUCUGACUGCCCAUCCACGUCAAGUGCCGGAGGAGAACGCAGCGGCACCAACAGAUAAGCUGAGACCACCAACCCAAUGGGCUGGUGCUGGCAGUCAUCAGCAGCACUCUGAACCCAUCACACCGUUUCACACCUCGGUCAGUCAUGAUCAACAGUGUGACCUCUCCCGCGAGGAAGCUCAGAUAGAAUCAAGGGAAGCCCUGGAAUCUGAUUUCAAGGAUUUCGUGGGGACAAAUGACCCAGAACAUUUUUCUGGAUUUGGGAAGGACACAUCCCAGAUCUCCCCUGAUACCAGUGUGUUUGCUGCAGUCAAGGCCAAACAGAACCCUUAUGGAAGGGAGGACCCAUCCAGCAUACCUGAGUACAGGGACCAGGAGACAGCAGGGUUACCUCCACCCUUGACCUACAGGAACCCUACGAUGAACCAUGACCAUUCACGUGAUAUUGGGAAGGAUUUGUUUGGCGCACGUCAGCGCUUAACCAAGAGCACUGGCAGCAGUUCAAUGACUAACCUGCCUGGUUGUCAGCACCGGUUAGAACUGCCCAGUCAGGACACUGGGUACGAAUCCCAGGAUGUCUUUGGAAUUGGUCAGCUUGAUCGUCCUGAACCACUGCUUUCCAGACUGAAUGACCUGGAGCCUCAUGGCCCUCUGUGGUACCGGGAAUUUCCCGUAGGAGAAUCCCACAUCUAUCCAAUGCUUCCCUAUCCUAACAUACCAGCCUAUCUCCAUCCAUACCCUCAUGGUGUUCCGCCAUACCGAUAUCAACAGUGUUUGCAACACGUGCAGAUCCCACAUGACGUGAGCUGCAUUCCUCCAGUCUGCAACUGCGUACAGUGCUCUGGCAGCAUGAACCAGAGUGGUCCGCUUCCUCCGCAUCCUCAUGGAAGAUAUAACCAAGAUGCAGCUGUGAGAGAGGUGUCGCCUGCUCAACUACGUGGAUGUGGAGUGGUCAACACCCCACCUCAGUAUGUUCUGAGGUAUCCUUGGAAUGGAGGAGUUCAAAACAACUUCAUCCAGGGCCCACCUCAACAGCAAGAAUUUCAGGAAAACCUAUCUCCUGUAAACAUCAAGAGAAUGAAUGGGAUACCUGGAAUUUUUGAUGAUGUUGGUCCUCAGCCCAAACGGCAUCUUGCACGGAAUGAAAUAUUCCGUCCUCCUCCACCGUCUGGUAAUGUACAAGACAUUCCUGCCAGUGGCAUUGAAGGACGUGGCAGUCUGAGAACCAUUAACCUGCCACAUGCCUUACGAAAGGUAUUUGUAACAUACUCUGUGGACACAGCCAACGAAAUCUGUUUCUUUGUGAACUUCCUGCGCAUUAAUGGCUUUGAGACAGCAAUUGACAUUUUUGAGGACUCAGUUCGUGGAAUGGACAUUAUCAAGUGGAUGGAAGGAUAUCUGACUAAUAGAGAAGUGAUGAUUGUAAUUGCAAUUAGUCCAAAGUACAAGAAGGAUGUCGAGGGAACUGGAUUGGAGCAACUGAAAGAUGAGCACAGCUUGCACACAAAAUACAUCCACAGAAUGAUGCAGAUUGAAUUUAUACAACAAGCAAGCAUGAACUUUAGGUUUAUUCCUGUUCUUUUUCCAAACGCUACCAAGGCACAUGUGCCCAGCUGGCUGCAGAAUACACACAUCUACAACUGGCCAAGAGAUCAGAAGCAAAUCCUCCUCCGACUGCUGAGGGUAGAAGAAUACGUUGCUCCACCAAUUGGACAGUUGCCCACUAUUCAAGCAGUCCCACUUUGAUCCCUUUAAUUUGUUAACCUGCUUUGUUUUGAAUUAACUAUCUACGUACAUUCUUGACUCAAUAGAGGCCGCCUCAUCAAAGUGGACUGUGUAGAGGUUACUGUAAUUGACUAUUGCCAAGCUGGGUCAGUGUUUGGUCAAUAUUUUUCCCAUUGGUGCAUUAUGGUGCAGUUCUGCACCCACUGCCAGGUUCUAUAUUUCAAGGUCAACCCUGGGAUUGCCUGUGACCUGUGUAAGUAUGAAAAGAUGUUUGCAGCAUCAUCAAUUUUCCUGUCAUCCACUAAAUUACUAAUCACACCUCCUACAUCCACACCCAAGUUGUUACUAUAUAUCACAAACAGCAAAGAUCCCAGCACAGAUCCCUGCAGUACACCACUAGUUACAGACUUCCAUGUGUUCCAAUAACUCCAGAAUAUGUCCCAGUCACUUCUGAUGAAUGCAUUCCACCUUAGUGAAAGUUCUGUUUAAUGACUGUACACAAUGCCACUACAAAAUCAUUAUAUCUUUCUUGGGAAUGUUAUUAUCAAAUUGCACUGCAGGCUGUGUGUCAAUUGAAUGCAGUGUGAUUGUAUUAACAUUUUGUGUAAAAAGGUGCGUAAAAUAUUGAGAGGCCCUGACAGGGUACAUGAAGAGGAUAUAUUUUCCUAACCAGAGCAGUCAAUAACCUGUGGACACAGAUUUAAGUUAUUGGUGGAAGGUUUAGCAAAGGCAAUGAGGGAAAAAAAAAUUCAGCUAUAGAAUGAAGAUUCUGCAGCUCACCAUCUGAAAGGUUGGUCAAGACAAAUACCCUUAUCAUGUAAAAUGGGCCUGGAUGAGCCCUUGUAAAGCUGUAACUCACUUGGCUAUGGUUGCAGAGCUGGACAGUCAGGUUAACUCAAUAGCUGCCUUUGUGCUGGCAUGAACAUGAUGAACGGAACGGUCUUCCCUUCUGCUUAAAUUCCAAUGAGUCUAUGAUUUUAACCCUUUGCCAACAGCACGUGUAUUGAUACAUCCAAAUCCGAAAUUGAACAAAAUUUCAAUUUAGCCUGAAAAGGGAGCUGUGAGUGGUGAUGCUUUGUGCAUUACAGCAAUCCCACAGGUAAAUUGGUUUAUUAUUGUCACAUGUAACGAGGUACAGUGAAAAACUUGUCUUGCAUACCGUUCAUACAGAUCAAUUUAUUACACAGUGCUUUGAGGUAGUACAAGGUAAAACAAUAACAGAAUGCAGAAUAAAGUGUUACAUUUACAGAGGAAAGUGCAGUGCAGGCAGACAAUAAGGUCCAAGGUCAUAGCAAGGUAGAUUGUGAGUUCAUCUUAUCGUACUAGGGGACCAUUCAAUAGUCUUAUAACAGGAGGAUAGAAGCUGUCUUUGAGCCUGACAGUACAUGCUUUCAGGCUUUUGUAUCUUCUGCCUGAAGGGAAGAGGGAGAAGAGAGAAUGUCCGGUGUGGGAGGGGUCUUUGACUAUGCUGGCUGCUUUACCGAGGCAGAGAAGUGUGGACAGAGUCCAUGGAGGGGAGGCUGGUUUCCGUGAUGUGCUGAGCUGUGUCCACAACUCUCACAGUUUCUUGCAGUCACAGGCAGAGCAGUUGCUAUACCAAGCCGUGAUACAUCCAGAUAGAAUGCUUUCUAUGGUGCAUCAAUAAAAAUUGAUGAGAGUCAAAGGGGACAUGCCAAAUUUCUUUAGCCUCCUGAGGAAGUAGAGGCACUGGUGAGCUUUCUUGGCCGUGGCAUUUACGUGGUUGGACCAGGACAGGCUGUUGGUGAUGUUCACUCCUAAGAACUUGAAGCUCUCAACCCUCUUGACCUCAGCACUGUUGAUGUAGACAGGAGCAUGUGCACCAUCCCCUAUCCUGAAGUCAAUGACCAGUUCUUUUGUUUUGCUGACAUUGAGGGAAAGGUUGUUGUCAUGUCACUAAGCUCUCUAUCUCCUUCCUGUACUCUGACUCAUUGUUAUUUGAGAUCCAGCCCACUCUGGUGGUAUCAUCUGCAAACUUGUAGAUGGAGUUAGAGCAGAAUCUGGCCACACAGUCGUGAGUGUAUAGGGAGUAGAGUAGGGGGCUGAAGACGCAGCCUUGGGGUCACCAAUGUUGAGGAUAAUUGUGGCAGAGGUGUCGCUGCCUAUUCUUACUGAUUGUGGUCUGUUGGUCAGGAAGUCAAGGAUCUAGUUGCAGAGGGUGGUGUUGAGUCCCAGGUCUCGGAACUGAAGAGUGAGUAAUACCGUGCACGUCUCUGCAAUGUACACUUUAGAGAAAAUGAUAAUGAGCAGGUUAAUGCAUCCUACAUGCUGGGUAUCCAUCAGUCAGGCAACAUCUCUCACGUGACAUACUUUUUUAAAAAGCCCUCCACCUGGUGAGCAGUCGGAAGGUGUCAAGACGGGUAACAGAAGUCCCGUCCCAGCUGGCCUGACUGCUCUCGAUGACAGAGUCAUCACAGAAGGAGGAACUCCUGCCCAAGCUCUUUUGCUUCCUGUUAUCUAUUUUCAGAGUGACCACAAGCAAUGGGCGGGGGAUGGGAAGCUCAUUGCCAGAGGCCCGAGAGAAAGCAGAACAAUAAGAACUUUGAUAGACAACCUCUGGUUACAAAAAACUUCUUUUCCUUUUUUAACGCGUCCUUUCUCACUCAGGUCCUCAGCUCUGCUGUUUGCCACAGGCACUCCGGCCAUUAGCAAGUGCCACAUUUGAACUGCUCUCUUAGUAAAGACAUUGCUCCUGACUUCCCUGUUGAAUUUAUGAAAGAAGGGAAAACAAGGGCCACAUUUUAUGUCGUGCCUUUCACGAAUUUAGGAUGCCUCAAAGCACUUAACAGCCAAUGAGGUACUUUCCUAGAUGAUGCAAGAAUGUAAUGCAGACACUUUACACUAGUAAGUUCCUCUGUCAGGGAUAUGUUAAUGGCCAGGACUCUGUGGGUAACUCCCAUGCCCUUCCUAGAAGUAGUUCUACUGGCCUUUUUAUGUCCACUUUAGACGGCAGGUUCGAAUAAAAGUUUCCUCUCUCCUAUUAUGGGCCUGCUGCAGAUGCUAUUACAGGCAGUCCCCAGUUUACAACAGGGCUCCAAUCCUGAGAACUGUUCGUCAGUCAGAAAUGAACAAAAAUGGCGCGCAGGAGAGGGUCACAGAAACAGCUGUGAUAGGGGACCGAGCAGGCGCGGGAAGAGUGGCCGCCAGCUGGCCUUGCUUACGCAGUGUGUGAGCAGGUGAGUUUGCUCAGCGCUCACAGCUCUGCUGGGCUCAACCCAGACCUCAAUCGUUGCGGCUCGAGGGGGCGGGUUGGGGAGAGAAGGCACACGGAAAUGCCCCACUUCCACCCAGCAGAAGAUGCCUGCAGCCGGCAAAUCCAUCCCUAUGUAUCCCACUGGUCUCCCAAACGCUCAUUCGUAUGUACGGGAUGUCCAUAAGUUGGAUGUUCUUAACCUGGGGAGGACCUGUAGUGUGUCUCCUUUUCUUUUUUAAUCUUUUUAUUAGUUUUCAAAUUAAUACAGAUUAAUAUAUAACAUCAAUAUUUGUACAUGUAAUACAAAGAGAUCAGGAGAACAAUCAUGGCAUGGAUAAUCAUAAAGAACAAUAAAGUAUAAAAAAAUCUGUAAAUCCAACCAUCUCUUAGUGAAUGAAUAUAAUAUAAAAGAAAGGAAAGAAAAAGAUUUAUUAUAUAAAUAUAAAAGAAAGAAAAAAAGUCCCCAAAACAAUAAGAAAAAUUAUAAACAAUAUAUCAAACCAAACUAAGCUGAACAAAAAAAAUUCAAAAAAAAAACAAACAGGAAAAAAAAUGGACUAAAAUUUCUCAGUAGAAACAGAGCAAUAUUAUGUCGUCAACUCCAUUCCUCUAAGUUGAAAGGUUAUUACAAGGGGAUCUAUAUCAUGUGAAAAUAUUGAAUAAAUGGACUCCAAACUUCCUCAAAUUUAAGCGAAGGAUCAACAAUACCACUCCUAAUUUUUUUCAAGUUUAGACAUGAUAUAAUUUGAGAAAACCAUUGAAAAGUAGUAGGGGGUAUUUGAUCCUUCCAUUUAAGCAAAAUGGAUCGUUUGGCCAUUAAUGUGACAAAGGCAAUCAUACGGUUAGCGGAGACAGAUAGAUGGCCAGACUCUAUCCUUGGUAAUCCAAAAAUUGCAGUGAUAGGGUGAGGUUAUAAAUCAAUAUUCAAUACAUUUGAAAUAAUGUUAAAAAUAUCUUUCCAAUAUUUUUCCAAAAGAGGACAGGACCAAAACAUAUGUGUCAAAGAAGCCACAUUCAAUUUACAUCUGUCACAUAUAGGAUUUAUAUGUUGAUAAAAACGAGCUAGCUUAUCUUUUGACAUAUGGGUCCUGUGAACUACCUUAAACUGUAUCAAAGGAUGCCUGGCACACAUUGAAGAUGUAUUAACUAAAUGAAGAAUUUUCUUCCAUGUCUCUGUAGGUAAAGAUGUCUGGAGUUCACUUUCCCAUUCAUUCUUAAUUUUGUCCAGUGGUUCUGGUUGAAUUUUCAUAAUUAAAUCAUAGAUUAUUACUAUCAAGCCCUUCUGACAAGGAUUAAAACCGAAAAUUUUUUCCGUAAUUUCAGUUUUGUAAGGUGUGGGAAAAGAGGGUAUAGUAGCUUUUAAAAAAUUUCUAAUUUGCAAAUAUCAAAAAAAGUGUGAUCUAGGCAAAUUGUAUUUGUUAGACAAUUGUUCAAAGGAUGAAAAAGUUAUCAAUGAAUAAAUCACGAAAACAUACUAUUCCCUUCCUUUUCCAUAUGGAAAAAGCUGAGUCAACUCUGGAUGGAUGAAAGAAAAAAUUAGAUUGAAUGGGACUUGACAGGUUAAAUUUAUUCAAUCCAAAAAAUUUACGAAAUUGAAACCAUAUUCGUAUUGUAUGUUUAACAAUUGGGUUAAUCCUAUGUUUACUUAAUUUGGUAAGUGCAAAAAGGAGUGGAGCUCCUAAAAUAGAAACUAAUGAAAAUUCAAGUACUGGUUGGGACUCAAGGUGUACCCAUUUGGAGAGUUAAAUUACAUCUGAAUCUUGUAUCCAAAAAAUUAAAUAUCUAAUAUUGAUUGCCCAAUAAUAUAAUCUAAAGUUAGGCAAGGCCAAACCACCAUCCUUUUUUAGUUUUUGUAAAUAUUUCUUACUUAACCUUGGGUUUUUAUUCUGCCAAAUAUAUGAAAGAAUUUUAGAAUCAAUAGUGUCAAAAGAAGAUUUCGGAACAAAAGUUGGAAUCGCUUAAAAUAAAUAUAAAAAUUUUGGUAAAAUAUUCAUCUUAACCACAUUAAUUCGGCCUACCAAUGAUAAAGACAGUGGGGACCAUUUAGUAAAUAAUUGUUUAACAUGGUCAAUUAAAGAUAGUAGAUUAGCUUUAAAUAAGUCCUUAUGUCUCUUGGUAACUUUAACACCUAAAUACAUGAAAUAGUCAGUUACCAAUCUAAAAGGUAAUUGGCUAUAAAUUGGGGUUUGCAUAUUUAAUGGAAAACGUUCGUUCUUAUUAAGAUUUAACCUAUAGCCAGAAAAAACACUGAACUGAUCUAAUAGUGAUAGUACUGCAGGAUAGAUUCCUCUGGAUUAGAAAUAUAAAGUAACAGGUCAUCUGUGUAGAGAGAUAUCUUAUGAAUCUUCUGUCCACGAGUAAUGCCACAUAUAUUUGAAGAAUCCCGAAGUGCAAUAGCCAAGGGUUCUAAAGCAAUAUCAAAUAAAGGGCUUAGUGGGCAGCCUUGUCUAGUACCUUGAAAAAGCCUAAACAAAGGAGAUCUUUGAUUAUUAGUAAGUAUUGAAGCCAUAGGUGCAUAAUAAAUCAUUUUAAUCGCAGAUAUAAAUUUAGGGCUAAAAUUAAAUUUUUGAAGUGUGCUGAAUAGAUAUUCCCAUUUGACUCUGUCAAACGCCUUUUCAGCAUCUAGUGAAACAACAUAUUCUGGAAUUUGGGAUGAAGGGGUAUAUAUAAUAUUCAUUAAUCUCCUAACAUUAAAAUGUAGAUAACGAUUCUGAAUAAAUCCUGUCUGUUCUUCAAAGAUAAUUUGUGGAAGAACCUUUUCUAAUCUAAAGGCCAAUAUUUUGGAAAAUAUUUUGGAAUCUACAUUUAAUAAAGAAAUAGGUCUAUAAGAUGCACAAUCAGUGGGAUCUUUAUCCUUUUUAAGAAUUAAAGAAGUAGUUGCUUCAUAGAAAGAUUGUGGUAGUUUAUCCAUUGAUAGGGCAUCUUUAAAAAUUUUGGCUAACCAGGGAACAAGAAUAUCAGAAAAGGAUUUUAAAAAUUCAGCUGUAUAUCCGUCAGGGCUGUGUGCUUUACCCGAAUUCAUUGAAAAUAUUACUUUCUUUAUUUCUUCCUCCGAAAUGGGAGCAUCUAAUGUAGAGUGUUCAUUUAAAGAUAAUUGGGGAGUCUUCAAAUCUCUUAAAAAUUCAUGUAUUAAUGUAGGAUCCUCAGGGGAUUCUGAUUGGUAUAAAGAAGAAUAAAAUUCUUGAAAGGAUUUGUUAAUUUGAACUUGAUCUAUCCUG
This is a messenger RNA of Pristis pectinata (smalltooth sawfish), 8431 nucleotides long. It is a transcript of the gene traf3ip2a, whose product is annotated as TRAF3 interacting protein 2a. The record is from RefSeq and is a predicted model, not a curated record. The transcript is spliced from 9 exons. NCBI's taxonomy places the organism in Eukaryota, Metazoa, Chordata, Chondrichthyes, Rhinopristiformes, Pristidae. Gene Ontology annotation, biological process: humoral immune response; positive regulation of canonical NF-kappaB signal transduction. The coding region runs from base 116 to 2023 and encodes 635 amino acids.